UAUUUGACGAAUUUUUAGUUGAUCAAGGUUCAUAAGUGGCUAGUUGAUGUUGAAGCGAAAAAGUAUUUGUUGUUGAUUUUACUUCCUCUUCUUUUCCCCAGCGUUUAACUUAACUCUUUGUUUUAAAUAAUCUUUCUAAAUAUGUCGGACAAUCAAGAUUAUACCAAUAAUGAGAAAAUAGCAGAUUCUUCAAUUCGUGAUCAUUUGGUGGAGACAGCUGUUAAUUUUUUGCUAAAUCCAGAUGUUAGACAACGACAUGAUGAUAGUAAAAUCAACUUUUUAAAGAAAAAGGGUCUAACAAAUGCAGAGAUUUCAGCAGCGUUUGAUAGAGUUAAGCUUGAUUCAAGAUAUGCUAAUUCAAGUGUUUCCUCUGAUCUUACAAACAAACUUUAUCACACAGUUCCAUCAGCUCCUUAUCAAGGCUACUCAUUUUUGUCUCGUCUCACUGGACUUAGUUCAUCUUUAAUUAUUUUUGGCGUUGCUAUCUAUGGAUUACAUCACCUAUACAAAAAAUUCAUAAGACCUUGGUUGCUUAAUGAAGAUGAGGAAUCAUUGAAUCCUAUAAAAGAAUUAACAAAAAAUUUGGCAUUGUUGACAGAAACUGUAGAGAAAUUGCAUGCCACAGUUAUGAAACAAAACGAAGAAAUUAACAAAUUACUACAAAUAGAGGGCUGUGGAUAUGCUCCUACACCUGUGAUCUUGGAAGAUGUGAAGCGGGAAGUUAGCUCACUAAAAUCUAUUCUCAUUAGCAGGCAUCAGUUUCCAGCCAUGCCACAAACACAAACAAUCAAAGCAACCAUUCCAUCUUGGCAGUUGCCUUCAAACGAAACACAGUCCACAGAUGAGGACAUGAAUUCCACAUGCUUACCUUUUGAAACAAAUCUCUCCUCAAGUGAUGGAUCUAUUAAUAGUUUGUUGCCUCAUUCUGAUGUUAAACCAAAAGAUCCUGGUGCGAAUGAAAUGACUGGUUUGGAAGAAGAUACCAAAGCAGAUAAUGUGUAAUAUUAUUUGUGAUAUGUAAAGUUUACUUUUAUUAUUUACGAACUAACGUUGAUAAAUUUUUGAUGAAAAUGUAGUUUUGUAUUACGGUAAGUAAUGUUGAAGUAAUUUAAAAUAUUUGUUAAAUAUUUUUUAUGGCCUGUAAACUGAAAUAAGAAUUAGAGUAUUAUUUCAGUCAAUUUUUUUUGUUCAUAAUAUCAGAUUAUUGUUGCUAUUUCUUUGGGCUCAUUAUGGAUACUUGAUUCACAAUUAGCAAAUUUUUCUUAUCGAUGAGCGUUUAUGUGAUCGAAUUUAUGGACGAACAUACAUGGAUGAAAGACUUUGCGUUUGCAUGUAACCAGCAAAAUAUUUUGCAUUCCAACAUUUUUGUUCAAAAGAAACCUUUUCAGUUGUUUUUAGUUUCAAUCAAUUGUAACGAGAACUUUCUGAGCUGUUGUUUAUUUUUUUCAAGUUGUUCAACGUUGAAUAAAGUCAGGGUUACAUUGAAACUUUCAUAUGUUAACUGAGGGAGAUUGGGGACAUGUUAACAUUAGAGACGCGUUUAGCCCAUCUCAUCUCUUAUGCAACACUUCUAUUUUCUCUAAAAUGAUAAAAAUAUUAGUGUUGUGAUAUGCCUGUUAACAGAAACCCUCCAGCACAGCAGCAGAUUAUUACAGCACCUGCCGAUCAUUUUUUAUCUUAGUUUUAUUUUUAAAAGGCAAGCAAAUAAAAGUGAAAAAAGCAUUGAGAAUCCUCUUUUCCUGAUCGAAACUAAAAAGCUGAAUUGCGGAUGCAGCAAAAAACAAAGAGUAAAGAUUUUCUGUUACUUGAUUACAGACUUAACUGUACUGGAAUUUAAUCCAAUUUUUUAGUAUCUUUGUAUAAAAUUCAACUUAAAUUCAAACAACAUAUAUAGCUUUUAUACAUCAUUUUUAAGGAUCUUAUAUUUGCAAAUUUUCUUAAUGUUUGUUAGAUUAAACUUAUUGUUUCACAAUAAUAAUCUCUGUUUGUGUUGAGAUUGCAGACAAAUUUGGACUUAUGAAGAUAGUGCUACAGACUCCCUCCGUAACUUUUGCUACUGGGGCGAUGUGUUAGAGUAAACUAUUUUUACUUAAUUGAAUUAAUAAAAGAAUAAUUUUGUGGCUUUUUAUCAAAUAGAAAAUUCCAUAAAUUGGAAAAUCAUUAUCAACGGUAGAUAUUCUGUAACAAUCUAUUUUAGCAGAAAUCUGCAUAAUAAAACAUAUUUCUUACUAAAAGUUAUUGAUAAUUCAAAAGAUUACAUCUUAAUACAAAAACACAAUAAAUUAUUUUUAGAACAUGACGAUUUCAUCUCUGAAAGAAAAUUUUUCAAAUGGGAUGUAAUUUACCUGUUUUUUUUCCGUUUGUUACCAAUGAUUGAAAAAUGAUGAUGAAUUUUUGAAAUGAAAAACAUUCUCACCCCCACCCUCAAUGAUUGGUUUAUAAACGUUUGACUAUAUAUCAGAAGUGGAAACCAAGUUUUAAAAUGGGUGAAAAAUUUCCCUUUUUUAAAGUAUUCUAUAUAAGAUUGUCAUUUUUGUGUAAUUUUUAUUUAUUCUUAACUUUAUUAUGAAAUUUAUGUUGAUAAUUCAAGUGUGCAAUGCUCUUAAAGGCUCUCUUGUUUAUUGAUAGCAUAUAUUAAUAAUGAUAAAUCAAAAUUAUAACCAUAAUUAAUAAAUAUUGAUAAAAUAUUAGUAAAGUGGGAAUAUAUGAUGUUUAAACACUAUAAAAUGUAAACAAGUUAAUUUGCAAAUUAUCUGUAGGUUUUGCUCACUUCCAAGGAUGAUCAGUUCUUCUCUGUAACCAACAGUUUCUAAAUAUACAUGAACUAAAAUUUAGAGGCACUAUUUUAGUGCCUUUUAUUUUAUUUAUUUUUUAUGGGUUCUGAUAUCAAGGAUUUCUCCUUUUUUUCUGGUUUUGUUGAUCAAGCACAGUUGUAUUGUGAAAAUAAUAUGUCUUUAAUUGUUUACACUUAAAUAAUAGUACACAAUAGCUGUCGAACUUGGAGAUAUAAAUUCUCCUAAAAGUUUUUUAUUUCCUUUGGAUGGGAAUUAAACAAAUACAACAAAGAAAGCUCUCUGACAGGCCACUAUUUUGCGGAUACAAGUCUGUAGUGUCUUGCAGUGAUGGAGGUAUUUUGGAUUUAUAGAUUCUUUAGUCACAUCCAGGAUGGUCAUAUAUACGUAAAUGAUGUUCUCUCAGACAGUCAUGGCCUUUUAGGAGUCAGAAAAGAGUCAUCUGGUAUUGCUUAUACUUUCACGUAGUCAAGAAAGGGUUCUCAAUUUCAUUGUGUGUUUUAUACAGAGCUAUUUGGUUGAUCCAGUCUGCUCAUUACGAUAUAUGCUUCAUUGGUUAGGUGAAUGAUUACACUAUUCUAAAAGUCUGAUGAGCUCUGAAGUAUUUCCUCCAAAAAAAGGUUUCUUCGUUUGAAAUGUAGCAUUAAGAGUAAAACAACUUUUUCUAACUUAUAGUGAAUAAACAUCAGUCGUAUCAAAGCAAUAUCUCCAUCAAAAGCUAUUAUCAUGUGUCCCUCAACAGAUGCAUAAAAUGAAAACAAAUCUAGAAAAACUUACUGUCAAUUGUGAUUCCAUUUUAGCAUAGUUAAUGUGCAAAUUACACCUCCCCUAGCCAACGAUGUGUCAGCCCAGGUACUAAAACACUUAAUUGCUGACCAGACACUUGAGGGUUCUAUUCCCGCCAACAGUCUCGUUCAAAAAAAUUAAUUUUUUUACUAAUUAAUUAACUAAUUAUUUUUUUACUAAUUUACAAAUUAAUAACUAAAUUGGUGGGCACUUAGUUAUUUUUAUGGAUGAACACACGAAAGCAGCGUUUCCCAAUUGUUUUAAUUAUGCAACCAUAAAUAAUAUCUAGCCUCUUUUAGCGAAACCCAGACAUAAUAAAUAUUGACCAAAAAUUGACUUUUAGUCUGUAAUAGUCUUAAAAAUUGGGUUUUAUGUCAGACAUAGGUCAGGAGCAGCUUUUUAUCUACUUCUAAAUUUGUUGUAUGUAUAAAUUGAAAAGGAAUAAAAUAAGCUGAACUAUGGUUUUUGUUAAAAUUUUAACAAAAUGUAAAGAACUAUUGCAAACAUUGAAAAUAUUUAUCAGUGAGAUGUUUCAAGACUGUUGAAUUAUUUAUUUUAUUUUGAAUUGAACAGUUAGAUUGGGAAUACAAAUGCAACUUUUUAGAAAUGCAUUAUCCUUUAAAUCAUUUUUCAAUACAUUAAAAAAAAUCUCUCUUUAAAAAAAAAAAAAAAUCUUUGCAUUUUGAUAAAAUUAACUGAAAUAUUAAAUGAAUGGAUUAUUGAUUAAAUAUAAUUACUCGUAUCAAUCUCAAUUGUACUACUCGUAUUCAUUUAAUUUAAAUAUAAUUACUUGAAUAUAAAUUUCAAAAACAAUUAAAAGUCUUAAACCUUGGAACCUGUAGGACACUUUCACAGAACCCUGGGGUUCCACAACCCUUGCCCUAAAGGUAUAAUAUAUACACCAGUCUCAUGCCUAAGAGCCUAUUAUUUGCAGAAUUUUUUUUUGUAAUGAUGCAAAAUAAAAUAAAUUUUCUUAUAGAAAAUAUAUAUUUAGUUUUUUACAUUUUAAUAGAGAUGUAAAACAAAAUGAUAAAUUAAAUAGUGAUUAAGCUGAAAACUAUUUGUUAUUAAAGUUAUCAUUUUGUAAGACUUCAAUUUCAGAUCAAUAGGUACCAAUUUGCUUGAAAAGUAAAGGUGGCAAUACCAACCACAUAGCUUUAGUACCCUUGGUCUUUAUGGUUCAUUUCUUUAAUAAAUAAUAAUCAUAUUUAAAUUUUCAAAGUUAACAAAAGACUUAACUAUAAAUCACAUUAUCUUUCAUACACAUAUUAUACUAUGAGCAAACUUUUAAUUUAAAAAAAAUGUACUUGAUUUUUCUGCUGAAGAAUUAAUUAUUGAUUAGAAUUAAUUAUUGAAGUUUAAGAAACUCUGCUCAAAACCAAUUAAUGUCUACAACACCUAAUCAUAUCCAUUAUAUGUUAUUUAUUAUACAAAAUUUUUUUUAUUGUAUUGAUGUACACUAUUUUCUUUAUUUUAAUGAAAGAGAUAUAAGUAUAACUACAAGUUGUAUACAUUUUGAUUUUACUUGUAAUUAAAUAUUACUCAUGUAAAUAGCAAUAAAUCUUUACUGUUAUA
Molecule: messenger RNA, 5153 nt
Organism: Parasteatoda tepidariorum (common house spider)
Lineage: Eukaryota; Metazoa; Arthropoda; Arachnida; Araneae; Theridiidae
Gene: Pex14
Product: peroxisomal biogenesis factor 14
Biological process (GO): protein import into peroxisome matrix, docking
Cellular component (GO): peroxisomal membrane; peroxisomal importomer complex
Molecular function (GO): signaling receptor binding
Source: RefSeq, a predicted model, not a curated record